AUGUCUUCUAUGAUCACGACCACGGCAUGGGUGCGGCGAGGUGUCGCUGCUCAGUUUCCUGUUAAAUAUGAGAUCGACGAGCAGGAGAUGAAUCGGAUAUCUGAGCUUGCCCGCAUGCAGCUUGAGGAGGCCCAGAGCGAUUUGAAGGCUGCCAAGGAUGGCAAGAUGGACGAUGGCGAAGAUGACGCUGCUAUGGAUGAGGACAACAAGGCCGAUACUAUGGACGACGCGAGCGAGAAGAAAACCUCCAAGGACGGCAACACAAAGUCGACUACUGAUGACGACGUCUUGAAGGAGUUCGAUAUGGACAACUAUGACAAUGAAGAGGUCGACGACGACGGCGAGAAGGUCACCAUGUUCGGCAACGUCCAGUCAUUGGCGUACCACCAGCCCAACGAGGCGGACCCAUACCUCGUCAUCCCCGAGGAUGAGGACGAUGAGGAUCGCGAGGAGCUUCAGAUUAUGCCCACAGACAAUCUCCUUUUGUCCGGAAAGGUCGAGGACGAGGUGGCGCACCUCGAAGUCUACGUCUACGAAGAUUCAGCCGACAACCUCUAUGUGCACCACGACAUCAUGCUGCCUGGCAUUCCCCUGUGCCUGGAAUGGCUCGACAUCCCCGUUGGAAAGAACACCGAGGGCAAGACACAAGGCAACUUCGUCGCUGUGGGAACUAUGGAGCCGGACAUUGAGAUCUGGGAUCUGGAUGUCGUCGACAGCAUGUACCCCAAUGCCAUCCUGGGACAGGGCGGCAAGGAGGGCCAGGCGAAGAAGCAAAAGAAAAAGAAGAGCAAGGCGAACGACGAAUACCACAUCGACUCCAUUCUGGCCCUGGCGGCCAACCGUCAGCACCGUAACCUGCUGGCCUCUGCAUCCGCAGACCGGACCGUCAAGCUCUGGGAUCUGAACACCACCACCUGCGCCAAGUCCUACUCCCACCACACCGACAAGGUUUGCUCGCUCGACUGGCACCCUAAGGAAUCUACCGUCCUGCUGAGCGGUUCCUACGACCGCACCGUCGUGGCCGCCGACAUGCGCGCCCCCGACUCAAAGGCCCGCUGGGGCGUUGACACCGACGUCGAGGCCGUCCGCUGGGACCCUCACGACCCCAACUACUUUUACGUCAGCACGGACGGCGGCAUGGUGUACCGCUACGAUAUCCGUAACGUCCCUGCCUCCCCAGCCGAGUCCAAGCCCGUCUGGUCGCUGCAAGCCCACGACUCCUCCGUCUCCUCCUUCGACAUCAACUGCACCAUCCCCGGCUUCCUGGUCACUGGCUCCACAGACAAGGAGGUCAAGCUGUGGAACGUCGAGAACGACAAGCCCAGCCUGGUCGUCACCCGCAAAUUCGACAUCGGCAAGGUCUUCUCGACUGCCUUUGCGCCCGACCCCGAAGUCACCUUCCGUCUGGCGGUGGCUGGCAGCAAGGGUGUUGUGCAGAUUUGGGACGCAUCGACCAACGCCGCCGUGCGUCGCGCUUUCGUCUCGCGCAUGCCCGAGUUUGAGACUCCCGUUGCCGAGCGCACUAUCGGUGUGAACAAUGACGACGAGGUGUCUGAUGAUGGAGAGGAGCUUGCUGAUGGAGACGCGGGCCCUGAUGGCUGGGAGUCCAUGGAUGAGGAUUAG
Penicillium cinerascens is the source of this 1623-nucleotide messenger RNA. Its product is annotated as rRNA-processing protein PWP1. Bases 1 to 1623 code for a protein of 540 amino acids. The record is from RefSeq and is a predicted model, not a curated record. Lineage: Eukaryota; Fungi; Ascomycota; Eurotiomycetes; Eurotiales; Aspergillaceae. Gene Ontology annotation, cellular component: nucleus. The transcript has 2 exons. Gene Ontology annotation, molecular function: protein binding. Gene Ontology annotation, biological process: rRNA processing.